ACUACCUGUAACUGCUGCAAUAGAAUGUGGGCGAAGUUUUCUCUUGACUGGACAAAGGUAACCAUGAACUCCAGAGUGAUUCCUAUCAUGACCUCCAUGCACUGAUGAUGAAAAGGAGAAGAUUGCGGGAUUAUUUUGUUCAUGAUUCCUGGAGAAUGGAUGGCGAGCCCUUCACCUCCAGCCUUUUCUCUUCUGGGAAUACUCCCUCAGAAACUGCCCUUACACUGGAACAGAAGACAACCUUUGUCUUUGUAGUUUUGCUAUUUAUUUUCCUCGGCAUCCUCAUUGUGCGAUGUUUUCGAAUUCUCCUAGACCCAUACAGGAGUAUGCCAACCUCCACCUGGGCAGAUGGGCUUGACGGAAUAGAGAAAGGCCAAUUUGACUAUGCUCUGGCCUAGAGCCAAAGAUGUCACGACAUUCUUUAGAAG
Molecule: messenger RNA, 428 nt
Organism: Elgaria multicarinata webbii
Lineage: Eukaryota; Metazoa; Chordata; Lepidosauria; Squamata; Anguidae
Gene: CTXN3
Product: cortexin 3
Exons: 2
Coding region: 105-398 (97 amino acids)
Source: RefSeq, a predicted model, not a curated record